Messenger RNA from Loxodonta africana (African savanna elephant), 2876 nucleotides. RefSeq names its product tryptophanyl-tRNA synthetase 1 (gene WARS1). Gene Ontology annotation, cellular component: cytoplasm. The record is from RefSeq and is a predicted model, not a curated record. Lineage: Eukaryota; Metazoa; Chordata; Mammalia; Proboscidea; Elephantidae. Gene Ontology annotation, molecular function: ATP binding; tryptophan-tRNA ligase activity. Gene Ontology annotation, biological process: tryptophanyl-tRNA aminoacylation. The coding region runs from base 946 to 2373 and encodes 475 amino acids. The transcript has 11 exons.
UAUGUUAUUCAAUUCUGUUGGCUAGAAUUUUGUUGAGCAUUUUUGCAUCUAAGUUCUUGAGGGAUAUAGGUCUGUGAUUUUCUUUUUUUGUGGUGCCUUCACCUGGUUUUGGUAUCAAGGUUAUGCUGGCUUCUAAAAAUGAAUUUGGGAGUAUUCCACCCUUUUCUAUGCUCUGAAAUACCUGUAGUAGUAGUGGUAUUAACUCUUCCUGGAAAGUUUGGUAGAAUUAGCUGAGCUCUUUUUAUGCCCGUUUCACAAAUGAGGACACUGAGGGAGGUCCAGAGAGGUAAUGUGACUUGCCCAAGGUCUUGCAGCUGGAAAACGCUGGAGCUGGAUUGAAAUCCAGGGCUGUCUGAUCCCAGAGUUCAGGAUCUUUCCACUGCACUGUGCUGCCUGAGUGAACAGUAGCUGCAGGGAAUUUCCCGUCUGCCAUCUCGCCCCCCCGCCCCAUAACUACAGUACACACAAACACAGGCCAUCACACACACUCUGAGGGUAGAAAUGGGAAGGGUGGGGAGGCUAUGGCAGGUAGUAUGGGGUAUGGGAUGGCUGUUGCAACCCGAGGUCUGGGAUGGCUGAUGCAAUGAGUGGCCAAUAGCUCUGAUGUGAAGGGGAUUACCUCGCUCUUGCACCCACCCCACCCCUGACAAGACGUUUUUAUCUUGGAGGUUGAUCAAGAGGCUGAAAUGUUUUCUGAGAAUCAAAACAAUUUCUGAGAAACCCCAUAGUGCAAGUAACCAAAGGGAGAGGUGAACAGGAAAGGAAAGCAAAGCCUUUUCUAGAAGUGAAACUGAAAGAAAUGUGGGGAGAAUAUUAAAGACCUCUCACAGCACCAGCCUGUCUCAGCUACUCGCCUGCCCCGUACACUGUGACCAGUGGCCACCUCUGCAGUGUCCCACAACCUGGUCUUGUCUUGACCCCAGCUGCGAACCCAGGCCCUGGGAAAUGGCGGACACAGCCAACGGCGAGCCCCCAGCAUCCACAAUGGAGCUGUUCAACAGAAUAGCUGCUCAAGGGGAGUUCGUGAGAGCCCUCAAAGCCAAGAAGGCAUCGAAGGAUGAAGUUGAUGCCGCUGUAGAGUUGUUGUUGUCAUUAAAAGCGAGCUACAAAACGGCAGUGGGCGAGGAUUACAAGGCUGACUGCCCUCCAGGAAACCCGGCCCCCGGGGGGGAUUGUGGCCCAGAUGCCACGGAGCCUGAGGAGGAUUUUGUGGACCCGUGGACGGUGCAGACAAGCAGUGCAAAGGGCAUUGACUAUGACAAGCUCAUCGUCCGGUUUGGAAGCAGCAAAAUCAACAAAGAGCUGAUAGACCGGAUAGAGCGAGCCACCGGCCAGAGGCCACACCGCUUCCUGCGCAGGGGCAUCUUCUUCUCACACAGAGAUAUGAAUCAAGUUCUUGAUGCAUAUGAAAAUAAGAAGCCGUUUUAUCUGUACACGGGCAGGGGCCCCUCUUCUGAAGCCAUGCAUGUUGGUCAUCUAAUCCCGUUUAUUUUCACAAAGUGGCUGCAGGAUGUGUUCAACGUGCCCUUGGUCAUCCAGAUGACAGACGAUGAGAAGUACCUGUGGAAGGACCUGACCCUGGACCAGGCCUAUGGCUACGCUGUGGAGAAUGCCAAGGACAUCAUCGCCUGCGGCUUCGACAUCAAGAAGACCUUUAUAUUCUCAGACCUCGACUACAUGGGGAUGAGCUCAGGCUUCUACAGAAAUGUGGUUAAGAUUCAGAAGCACGUGACCUUCAACCAGGCGAAAGGCAUCUUCGGCUUCACUGACAGCGACUGCAUUGGGAAGAUCAGCUUCCCUGCCAUCCAGGCCGCCCCCUCCUUCAGCAACUCCUUCCCGCAAAUCUUCAAGGACAGGGCGGACAUCCAGUGCCUGAUCCCCUGUGCCAUUGACCAGGAUCCUUACUUCAGAAUGACGAGGGACGUCGCCCCCAGGAUCGGCUACCCGAAACCUGCCCUUCUGCACUCCACCUUCUUCCCUGCUCUUCAGGGGGCCCAGACCAAAAUGAGCGCCAGCGACCCCAACUCCUCCAUCUUCCUCACAGACUCAGCCAAGGAAAUCAAGACCAAGGUCAACAAGUAUGCCUUUUCCGGAGGGAGAGACACCAUUGAGGAGCACAGGCAGCUUGGGGGCAACUGUGACGUGGAUGUGUCUUUCAUGUACCUGACCUUUUUCCUCGAGGAUGACGACAGGCUCGAGCAGAUCAAGCAGGACUACACCAGUGGCGCCAUGCUCACGGGCGAGCUCAAGAAGGUCCUCAUAGAAGUGCUGCAGCCCUUGAUCGCCGAGCACCAGGCGCGGCGCCAGGAGAUCACGGACGAGAUUGUGAAAGAGUUCAUGACUCCCCGGAAGCUGACCUUCGACUUCCAGUAAUGCCCAUUUUCUGUCGUCUCGAAAGAACCGCAUUUACCGAUAAGUCCCGGCCCAACCCACUGCCGUUACCCGUAGGCUCUUAUCAAAUGGCAGCUGUUGGGCCUGCUGCCUGUUAGCCUCUGUGCGUCAUAGAUGCUGCUGCUACUGCUUCUGUGAGUUUCAUUGUGUCUGUCCGAAGUGAGUAAAAUACCGUGGGGUACUGAGGGGCUUAGUGGAGAAGUCCGGCUCUGAGUCUCUCCCACAGAGAACCCGCCACCGUCUCUUAAAGCAGGCAUUUCCGUGACAGCCGGCUGGGCCAAGCACGUUCUGGUCCAAGGAAGGACUGUCCACUUACGUUCCAAGUAGAGUUGCACCCUCCUCUGUAGUAGAAUAGGUGUUCUGUGUAUGCACCCCUAGGAUCAAAAUGGCAUUGCUGUAAUGCUGAGAAGUGCUAUGGAAAAUUGACUGGGGACCUUUAAUGGGCACAGAUGUAUUUCACCCCAUGCCAAAAAAAAAAAAAAGAA